AUGUCCACCUCUUUUAGGUUACGAAAGUUAUCAAAGUGUAGUUGCAUUACUUCUCCCUUCACAUUGUUGAAUAGGAGGAAAGUACUACCUUUUAUAUUACAAACUCAAAAUAGUUCCACCUCACAAGUAAACAAUGAAGAAAAAUCAACCAUUACUACAGCGGAUAUAAAGAAUAAAACUAAAAAGAAAAGUAAAUUGGAAGGAUAUUGGUUGGAUGGAUUCCAAACUCCGAACCCAAUAUCAAAAAGAAAAUUUCCACCUUUUGUACAAAAUAUGCUUGUACGUUUGGCUAAAGCACUUGGUUAUUAUGAUUUACCAGUACAAGCUAUAAGAAUUACAAGAGAAUUAUAUCAAAUGUGUUCAAAGCAUUAUGAAGAAAAUAAGGAAUUUUAUAUUGAUACUUGUGGAUUACCUGAUAGUUUUCAAACUUGGUUUGCUGUGACUUUAUUACAUAUUUGGAUGUUAAUGGUUAGAUUUAGAGUUGAAAAUGAAGGAAAAAUAUUUAUGCAACAGUUAGUAAAUCACUUGUUUGAAGAUGCUGAAUGGAGAAUGAGAGAAGAUUAUGGAGAUCUGCUUUCUCUAUUUCAUGGUGGUGUUAUGGCAUAUGAUGAAGGAAUGUGCAAAGAUGAUCCUGUAUUAGCUGCUGCUUUAUGGAGGAAUAUCUUGAUUACAGAGGGUUCAGCACAUAAUAUGGCUUGUUUGGUUAAACAUGUUAGACACGAAUUACGAAGAUUAGAUAAUUUAUCUUAUGAAUCUAUUAUUGAAGGAAAAAUUCGUUUUAGAAAACCCGAAAUUUCAUUUAAUUCCAUACAAUUAAAGAUUGAUGACAAUAAAGUGAAUAAUGAAUCAAAAAAAAGCACUUCCUACAAUCCUCUCGAUGCUUUAUCCGAUAAAUUCAUUAAUUUAAAUGAUUUACAGCAAAAGAAAAAAGGAAUCCUUCCACAAAAAGGAAUAUUAGAGUUAGAACUAGAGGCGUUAGUUUUUGAAGACCUUUACAAACCAGAGUGUGAAAUAAGUCUAAAUGCUAAGCAAUUGGAUAAUACGUCAAAACAAGAAAAGUUUGCUAGUGAAAACGAGGAGUCUGAAGCGGAAAAAAGUGACAUGCCUUCACAUGUUUUCGAUACUACACCGCCGGUUCCCUACUCUAUCGAUAUUAUACCUGAAACACGCGUAAAUAAUGAUGAAAGGAUCGAUUUGGAAGAAAUCAAUCAUGAUAUCACUUCUCAAGAAGCUGGAACGAAAAAUAAAAAGGGAAUUGAAGGCGUAUGGCAAGAUUCCGAUGAUGAAAAUGUCACCGUAUCUUUAAAAAGCAAAAAUAUGUUGAAAAAAUUGAGGAGGACGGAAGAUGAUGAUUUAAUAUCCGGGGACCAAUAUGAAAAGAGAUUAAGAAACCAAUUUGAGAAACUUCAUCCAACACCAAAUUGGGCUGUCGUGCCUUCAAAACGUAAAAGACAAACGGACAAAGAAAGAAUGGAAGAUUCUGAUGAAAACUUAUCUGAGGUAGAAGAAGUAGAAGAGUCAGGCAAAAACAAGUGGAAAUUAAAGGCAAAAAAGCUUGAAAUUUAUCGGGUGAAAGAUGCAAAUCAAGCAGCAUAUUCACAGUGUGUAAUUCAAUCAUUGAAAUUUCAUCCAAAUUCGCAAGUAUUGAUGACCGCGGGAAUAGAUAAGACAAUACGAUUAUUCCAGAUUGAUGGCGUUAAAAACCCGAAAAUUCAGUCAGUAUUCUUCAAUGAUUUACCAAUUUUAAAAGCAGAAUUUAAUCCAAGUGGUUCAGAAAUCAUUGCAACCGGGCGACGGAAGUAUUUUUAUAUUUAUAACAUCGAGGCAGGAAAUGUAGAUAGAUCUCAUGGAAUAUUUGGAUCGGAAGAUAAAAGUCUUGAAAAUUUUUCGAUAUCCCCUUGUGGAAAAUAUAUUGUAUUUGUAGGGAAUAAUGGUUAUUUAACUUUAGUUAGCUAUCAAACGAAACAAUGGGUUGGUAAAUUUAAAAUGAAUGGCUCCGCGAAUGCGGUUGCUUGGUCCAGUGAUGGCAAGUAUUUGUUUUCGGUUAGCGAUGAUGCUACAGUUUAUCAGUGGGAUGUCGGUGAACGAAAAUCGGUGCAUUGCUUCAUGGAUGAAGGUGGGUAUAAUCUCAAGAAAAUUGCAAUUUCCAGCAACAAUAACUAUUUUGCCAUUGGUUCGCAUUCCGGUAUUGUUAACGUUUAUGAUGGAUCUUGUUUGUCUUCAACAAAUCCAAAGCCUAAGAAAUCUAUAAUGAACCUAACAACAAGUAUCCACGACAUGAAAUUUAAUCAUGAUACUCAGAUCCUUGGAAUCUCGAGCCAUUCUAAGCGAGAACAAUUAAAAAUGGUUCAUUUACCUUCAUUCAACGUGUUUCCAAAUUGGCCAAAUUUGUCAAAUCCUUUGGGUAUUGUUAAAUGCUUUGAUUUUUCCCCGAAUAGCGGUUAUCUUGCUAUAGGUAAUGAAAAGGGUAAAGCACUAUUAUAUAAGCUUCGUUCUUAUCCAAAUGCAUAA
Funneliformis geosporum is the source of this 2511-nucleotide messenger RNA. NCBI's taxonomy places the organism in Eukaryota, Fungi, Glomeromycota, Glomeromycetes, Glomerales, Glomeraceae. The record is from the annotation of a GenBank genome assembly.